AGAUUUUUGAUAUAUUGUCUAUUCAUGGUUGUUACAUAGUACUAUUCAAAUAAAAAAAGUACCUAUACAACUUGAAACUUGAACUUUCAUUAAUUCAGAUAAAAAAAUUCAACAUUAUUCAUGGAUAGAAAAUCUCUCAAUAACUUGCCUCUGUGUGUAAAUCAUGAAGACUCGGGAACAAGUUUGAAGAAGAAAAAAGAAAGGGAAAAUCGUAAUUCUGUCAACAGCGAUGUUCUCCAUGAUUGGAGUCAAAGAGACUCGUGGGUCACCAUAUCUCUUAUCACAAGUGGAGGACAUGAUGAAGCCAAAGCUAAAGUGGAGGUGUUGUCAAACCAUGUCAGUAUAACCCUUGCUGAUGGAAGGAGAUUUUCAACUAAACUUUAUGCUGAAGUGGUGCCACAGGUGUACGAAAAACUCCAGAAAAGCAACAAAUUUGUUGUGAAGCUUAUGAAGCAUGAUCCACUUCUAAACUGGCCAACAUUAAUGCCAAGUGAUAUUGCUAGCAACAAGAACAGGAGCAACAAUUGCAUGAAUCAGAAUGUCAACAACAACAACAACACAAUCAACAAGAGUCAGGCCAGAAGAGAUGGAGGGGAUGGAGUUCCUCUGCCUGAAGUAGUUUGUGACAAAACUGCAGACCCCAAAGAAAAUAUUGUUUUAAUUAAAGAUCAAAAAAUUAAAUUAGAUUUUUAUGAACCUAAUGAUGCCAAUCAACUUACGCUUUUCAUUUACAUUAAAAAAAUUGUCAAAGAGUCUGUGAAAGUCUCUUUCUCUGAGAGAAAUGUGACCAUCCGUUUCAGCACAAGUGACUCUCAAUUCCUGGCGAGCGAGCCUGGCUCCAACAGCUCGACCGUGUUUGUUUACGAGUUGCCACUCCUGGGAGCCAUCUUGCCGGACCAAGGAUCCCAUGUUGUUUCCAACACCAAAAUGGAGAUCAAAAUGAAGAAAGCUAAGCCUGGACUCUGGCAAGCCGUGUCUCCUUGCAGUGCUGCACCUGCAAUGAACGUUAAAGAGAAGACCAUGGAUGCUGUGAGUUCUCCUGCGCCUCCUCCUCCGCCUACCCCGCCCACUCCUGUCCAGCACAGAAAGCCAACAUGCCAAGUGUUGCCAUCUCCCAGCAAUCGCAUGGAGGACAAGUUUAUGUUCAGCAGCAGCAGCAGUAGCAGUUCUGGCCUGUACAGCAGUGGGGCGCUGUCAACGUACGGCAGCAGCAGCGGCGCCCCAGGCUACAUGGGGCUUGAGAACAUCGGCAACACCUGCUUCAUGAACAGCGUGCUGCAGACCCUGCUCAACACCAGGGAACUGCGACACUACUUCCUCUCGCCACAGAACUACUACCAGAAGGAGCUCAACAAGAGAAACCCACUGGGCCAGGGCGGCAAGUUGGCUGUUGCGUUCGCUGUGCUUAUGAACGUCGCAUGGAACCAAAACUGCAGGUCGUUCGCGCCCACGAAGCUGAAGGCCGUCAUGUCUCUUAAAGCCAACCAGUUCUCGGGCUUCGCUCAGCACGACGCCCAGGAGCUCAUGGUCGAGAUGCUCGACGGUCUGCAUGAGGACCUGAACCGUGUGCGAGAGAAGCCCUACUGCGCGGAGCCUCCAGAGCUGGAUGGCUGGAGCGACGUUGACGCGGCAGCCAAGUCUUGGCACCUACACAAGCUCCGCAACGACUCCGUCAUCGACGACCUCUUCAAAGGGCAGUUCCGCUCAGCGCUCACCUGCCACGAGUGCGGCAAGAUCUCCGUCAAGUUCGACGAGUUCUGCUGCCUCUCCGUGCCCAUCCCCAAGGAUCAGAAGGUGGUGGAAGUGACGUUCUUCUACAAACUCGCCCUACAACGGCCCGUGAGACUGAGCGUGCGCAUCAACGCUGACGCCGGCCUGGAGGACCUCAAGAGAGAAAUUGGCCUAAAAGUGAAGGUUAAUCCUCUGUGCAUCGAAAUCCUCGAGGUCUUCAAGCAUCGAGUGCAGAAAAUAUUCGACAGAGGGUCUUCUAUCGAGAGCAUCGAGCAUAACGAUGUACUCCUAGCUUUCGAAGUACUGAUCCCUGAGCAGGUGGGGGGCGAGGAGGUGGUGCAGCUGUGCGUGACGCAGCGUCUCAGCUCCCCGCCUCGUCCCGGCCGCUGUGCUUGUUGUGGCAGAGCUGGAGACUCAGAGCUUCGCAUCAGUCGGUGCCAGAAGUGCCUCACCGUCGGCUACUGCAGCAGGGAGUGCCAGAAGACGCAUGCGCCGCAGCAUUCGAGCUCGUGUCGGUUCGUACACGAGCCAGUGGGCGCGCCAUUCAUCAUCUCGAUGCCGAAGAGCCACGCGACGUACGCUAACCUGACGCGCGCCAUGGAGAGCUACGCGCGUCACUCGGUCACCGUCUUCCAGCCGCCCGUCACCGCCAUGCAUGGCCCAGGCAACAGCAGGGGCGCUGUAGGAGGCGUGCAGCGCCAAGUCCCCGGCAGGAGGCAAGACUCCACGUCGAGCUACAGCAACUCCGACGACGAGAUCACGGCCUUCGAUGAAGUCAUUGGUGGCGGCGCUAAUGCGACUGAAAGCAUGGAUGUUGAGAUGGAGACGGCAGGAUCGUGUGACGAGGAAGAAAUUUUCGACCAGACCGGCGACGACGUGUUUGACGUGGGCGCCCAGGCGGCGAGCUGCCCUACCAAGCAACCCAGCAGCGCAGGCGUGUGCGCGGUGCCGCCACAGGUGGAGCGGCCGAGCGCGUCCCAGCAGCUGUUCACCGUCGUGCCCGUCAGCUCGCGGGGCCAGUCUCUGCAGCACCGCGGCCCCCUCGUCGACCUUGGCGAUGAACCUUUGGACCUGGACAACACCUUCUACUUGGCCAUGGACUGGAAAACUGCUGCGUCCAACACAAACGACGUCGUGUGCCUCAUCAACAACAAGGAUAUUGACUGCGAGGACAUGGAGCCCAGUGCCUCGUACGUGGGCCCUUACGGUCGCGGUGGCCGCCAGAGCACGACGCUGCAAGCCUGCAUGGACCUCUUCACGCAGCCCGAGAACCUGUCCGAGGGCGACUCCUGGCGCUGUCCUAGAUGCAAGAAGCCGGUGGAAGCUACAAAGCAAAUGAGCCUGUGGAAGCUGCCACCUGUUCUCAUUGUGCAGCUCAAGAGAUUUUCCUUCAAAUAUGUUCUCUACAGCGACAAGAUCGACAAGUUUGUCAAGUACCCCGUCAACGGCCUGGAUGUGGGUGCUCACAUCGCGCCUGGUGGAGGUGACGGCGGGAGUUCUCUGUACGACCUGUACGGCGUGGUGAACCACAUGGGGCGGCUGCUGGGUGGCCACUACACGGCGUACGUGCGCACGCUGCGCGAGAACAGCAGCGACGCUGAAAUAGACUGGCGUCUGUGUGACGACUCCCGAGUGGUGGACGUGUCAGAAGAUCGUGUCGUGAACGACCAGGCCUACCUGUUGGUCUAUCGACGGCGCGACACUCCGUUCAUUCUGCCCUCCCUGACUCAAGACCCCACCAUCGAGAUGUCUACGGACGUCAUCUCGCCCAUGGACAGUAAUGUCUUGUCAAACAGCAACACCAUCCCCAACGGGAACAUCAUCAGCUCGAGCAACAUCAUUAGUAAUGCUGCGAUGCCACCAGCCAACACCUCUUCAAACUUCGACGCCUUGCUCACUACCGUAGUGUCGCGCCCUCAGUCCAGCGUUGUGCAUGUACAAGCUGCACCAAUGGGAAGCACGUCAGUCACCGUGUCCCCUAUGACUGCAAGCAGUUAUGGUGCUGCAGGUGCUGACAUGCCGCACUCAAAUUUACACAACAUGCGAAUAUCCAGGGAAAAUAUUGACAGCACUCAAAUUGCUCAGCACUUCACUAUGAUCAACACAGGCGAUAAUGCUGAUCGUACCUUCACUCCUGCGUCUCCAUCUUCGCCGCUUCACUGCAGCAACGCCACGUCAACCAUCAACACAAACGAUGCCGUGUGUGGAAACCUUGUCUCCACCAUCAGUAUUGAUGACGAAAUGCAAUCGACUUACGUGCCUGCGACUCCCGGACAUUUCUUACCUACUGUUCUCGACUCUCGAACACCUGUAGGACAGGUGCCGGAAUCCACUUUUUCUGCUUCGCCGUUCACUUCAGCUACUCGCCCCAUGUUCAUUGCCGGUCUUAAUUCUGAGAACAGAAACAUUGGCAACAACUUUUAUGAACCUGUCGCUUACACUGUGGACUCAGAAAUCGGACUUGGACGCGGAUCUGGCACUGUGGAAAGCACUCCUUCGGAUUGCGGUGUAAUUCUUGACGAAGUAACUCCCAUGUCCGUGUCGUCAGCCUCGCAACCAUCGCUCUCUAGCACUGAAGAAGAGUCCAUUAGCACCGCACAGGAAGAACUCGAUUGAUGAGAAUUCUUGCGCCUUGGAAUCGGAUUUUUUCCCCCGUUCAAAAUGGGCAUUGGGGGUUCGGUCUCUCGGCUUUUUUUCUAUGUCACUUAUUCUUAUUUUCUUUUGGCAUAAGAGAUGAGCUUUUCAAGGCCUGUGACUAGUACAGGCAUGCAUGAACACAGGAGAUCUCCGCUACUUUAUUUAUUGAAUUCUGUCUUUAUAUCAAGGACACAGCUAGGCACGUUGUCUAUUUUCCCAAUACCCGCUAUGGUAAAUUUGACACUUUUUUUGUGCCCACAGGAUAAUAACUUUAUAUUACUAAGUUCAUCAGACGAAUAUAAUAACUUUAUAUCUACUAAGUUUAUCAGACGAAAACUCGUAUCGUUUGAAGUAUACCGGUAUAUCAAUAGACCACAGUAGAUCCACCCAAAACAAAGUUUUCGUUUAUAAUUUAGAACAAGCUGUUGCUCGCAGUUUAGUUGUUGGCUUGUAUUCAUACCUGGCUGAUCAGCAUUAUUUAACGUGAAUCAUUAUUACCUGCCUCAGCUUUUGCAGAGUACUAUUAACGGCAGCAUGCGAAGUGGCUUCGAACUCGAGAAAUUUUUACAACUCUUUUUAUUUGCAGUGAAAAAUUGAGUCAAGACAUUGAAUAAUGAGCGAUUUCAACAUUAAAAUAUCUACGUCAGUGGUAGAGAAAAAGUCGAGAUGUUAGAAAAUUGGUAAUGCGGGUUACUAGCGCCCCCGGAAAGACUAUUUUUGGUUGACACUUUCAUUCUAUUCGCAUCAAUAUUCAUCAGUUUGGCAGGCAACUGAUGUCCUCCAAAGCGUUGUUGGUAAUGUUUGUGCUGGCUUAAUCAUUAAAAUAGCCCAAUAUCUUUCCACAUUUAUCUAUACGUCGGUCAGCUAUCUCUUUGAUUCACUUGAUCUCCAUCUUGUUAUUUUCUUCUUUAGCUCUUCGUGUGUGGUUCAAUAGCGGUACAUAUAUUCACCCAUGUAUAGCCUGUACAUUAUCUGUGUAUAUGCUGUCAGGCUUCAGCUAGGAUCCUUCUACUCGCGCUGUAAAGGAUCCUUCUACUUGUACUGUAAAGGAUCCUUCUACUUGUACUGUAAAGGAUCCUUCCACUUGUACUGUAAAGGAUCCUUCUACUUGUACUGUAAAGGGUCCUUCUACUUGUACACUGUAAAGGAUCCUUCUACUCGUGCUGCAAAGGAUCCUUCUACUCGUGCUGCGAAGGAUCCUUCUACUCGUGCUGUAAAGGAUCCUUCUACUUGUGCUACAAAGGAUCCUUCUACUCGUGCUGUAAAGGAUCCUUCUACUUGUACUGUAAAAGAUCCUUCUACUCGCGCUGUAAAGGAUCCUUCUACACGUGCUGUAAAGGAUCCUUCUACUUGUACUGUAAAAAGCGGUGUACUUACUAAGUUGUCUGUUAAUUUCUCCCUUAGGCUAAAGAAUAUUUAUUAGCUUGGCUGUAGUAACGGUGUCGCAGCUCUACUCUAUGAAACAUAAUUAAGUUGACAUGCAUCAUUGUGUGCAAGGCUUGAUCAUUGGAAGUUUUUCGCCUUUCGCAGAGUAACUCUUUCAGAAAGAGAUUUCUCCGAUUGGUCCUAAGGCUAAUGUCUAAUUUUUGUGGUGGUUAAAAAUUUCAAAUUUUAUACAGCGUUAGUUGAGGAAAGAGGCAUGCAUUCGUGUGGGAAUUAUGCGUUUUUUUCACAUUGCCUAGUACCAAAUUUGAGGGAGGGCCUAUACCAUCAGAUUAUAGAGUGGAAAAAGUGAAAGGCUAUUGCUCGGAUUUGGAACUUUGUCUUGCCUGAACUUUAUCUACGUCGAACAUAAAAUGGAUUAUGCCCCAGCUCUAAUUUUUAAUGUGAAAUAUUUUAGGAAGGAGGAUUCAAUAAAAAUGUACACCUUGCUUUUGAUUUGUAACUUUUUUUAUAUUUGCGGUAUAAAAUCCAAGUUUUAUCAAUUACAACAUGUGAAGGGAGUCAAACAUUUCCGACUUCGAAUGACAUAAGUUUAAAGAAUUGAAAAAUUUCGUUAGUUUUUCUAUUAUAUUCAUUGAUUUUUGUUAAUCAUGAAACAAAAAUGCAUGUCUAAAGGAUGGGUUGUACACUGCUGACCUUAAAUAGUAUUUCUAUCGCUUUUAUUUGGUAUCUGAGUAGCUUGUAGUUCCAUCUCCCCACACCUCGAGUACAAAGAGCCGCCUGGCUACAACAGCCUUCUGGCCCUGUCCUGCAUGCGCCGUCGAAGAGACCCGAGUUUUGCUCGCGAGUCUCUUGCGUGUCACUGCAGUCGUGCGCAAACGGAAAGAAAUUUCACGUUGUUUGACACUCUUAACCUCAACGGCGGAAAGUAUAUAGUGUGUACAGCUUGAGUAUUUUAUAGAAACUGAUGUUCACAAAAAGAGCAUUCAUGUUAAAACCUGUUAUUCAUUCGACGUCUUGCUAGAGAUGCGACUUCGAAUUUGAUUAUAGUAGCUGUGUUGUAGUUGAAUUCACUCCUCACUUUUUACUUUUUGCACCCUGGGUUUUCACCUUUGUUCACAGCUGAGUUUGGUUCUGAAAAUUUUGUAUUUGAUAAUAAGUUGCUGUGCGUCAGUGUCCAAGCAAGCGGUAUUUAAUGAUUCUGAAUAAAUCAGUGUAGCAGCGAAUUGAAA
Hyalella azteca is the source of this 6983-nucleotide messenger RNA. RefSeq names its product ubiquitin carboxyl-terminal hydrolase 19. Gene Ontology annotation, biological process: protein deubiquitination. NCBI's taxonomy places the organism in Eukaryota, Metazoa, Arthropoda, Malacostraca, Amphipoda, Hyalellidae. The coding region runs from base 121 to 4347 and encodes 1408 amino acids. Gene Ontology annotation, molecular function: cysteine-type deubiquitinase activity. The transcript has 22 exons. The record is from RefSeq and is a predicted model, not a curated record.